CGGUACACACGGCGCGGUCUCUGCGCGUAAUUUUAGCCACGCACGCGCCCGCGCCGGUCACGCCGACUCUCCGCACCACAGUAAACAACCCAGAAGCGACUGCCUGGCUGACCUUCAAACCCGCGAAGGGGAACCAGCUCAAUACAGUGGAGCGAUGUCGCGCGUGUACGAGACGGAGGACGCUGCGUACGCGACGGCAUGCAGCGAGGGCACGCUGGCGGGGCCGCGGGGGUUCUUCCGCGCACUGGCGGAGGAGGCGGCGGCGCGGGCUGAGGGGUCCGCCGGCUGGCUGGACCGGCUGCCGACACUCGACGGGGCCGCGCGCCUGCAGGCCGUCAUCGACCACCCCGAGGUGAUGGGCGUGCUGAGCGAGGCGCUGUCCAGGGUGUGUCCGCUGCGGCGCGGCAAGGACGCCCGCGCAUCGCAGCAGCGGCGGGAGGGCGCGCGCGCCGCCCUGGCCGCCGGCGACCAUGCGCGUGCGCUCGCGCUCGCCAGCCAGGCCGUGUUGAAAGCGCCGCCCACAGGCAGCGAAGAGGCCCUGGACGGCGGCGUGUCACUGGCGCUGGCGCUGUGGCAACGGUCGGAGGCGCUGCUGGCGGCGGGGCACGCGCGCGCCGCCCUCGCUGACCUGCGGCUGGCGUUGCGCGAGCGCUUGCCCGCGCGCAUGCGCCCGCUGUACUAUUGGCGCAUGGGCCACUGCUACAAAGGAGCGGGUGAACCGACGCGCGCCAAGGUGUCGUACGAGCUAGCGGGGCGGCUGCUGGGCGGAGACGAGGAGGCGCGCGCGCAGCUCGCGCGGGACAUCGACAGCCUCGACUUCAAUGCGCAGCCGCCACCUGCCGUCGAUAGGACAGGCAUCUCAGUCACGGGCGGAGCCAGGCAGAACAUGCCAGCACUAUCCAAACUUGUCAAAAUUACUGAAGAAGAAAACAGGGGUCGGUUCGCGGUGGCGGGCGCGCGCGUGCGCACGGGCGACGUGCUGCUCGUGGACGCGCCCUACGCCGCCUGCCUGCACCAGGACUACUACGGCACGCACUGCACGCACUGCUUCAAACGGCUGGACCAGUGGUCGGAGGAGGCGCCGGUGUGGUGCCCCGCGUGCUCCGCGGUGGCCUUCUGCGGGCUCAGCUGCCGCGAGGCCGCCCUCGGCUCCUACCACCCCCACGAGUGCAGCUUCCUCGAUCUAUUCAUAGGCUCCGGCAUGUCAAUACUCAGUCACAUAGCUCUCCGUAUGGUAACACAAGCCGGUCUCGAGACAACUCUAUCGAUACAUUCAAAAUAUAUAUCAAACGAUAUAAAGACAGUAGAAGGUACCGUUUUGAAUGAUAUCGAAGGUGUGACGAAGAAAUCUAAAAUGAAGAAUAGAAAAGAAAGACUAAAUAGAAGCAAGAAAGGAUUGAAAAUGAACGAAAAGAACUCCAAUGAAGAAGAACUAGAUGGUAAAGGUGAAGACAAAGUUAAUUUGGUAGAAAAUCUGGAGUUGAAAGCGUCUCAAAUAUACUCACUGUGCACACACACCGACCAGAGGAGCGGGGAGGACUGCUUGAAGAGGAUAGUGAUGGGGAUGUUCCUUACCGAGUGUUUGAAGAAGUCAGGAUAUUUUCAAUCCUGCGAUCCAGAUAAUCUUGAGAAAGCGGAGCGCGCGGUGUGCGAGACGCUAGUGCGCAACCUGCAGCUGCUGCAGUUCAACGCGCACGAGAUCUACGAGACGCUGCGCGGCGCGCACGCCUUCUCCGGCUCCAAGCCGCUGUACAUCGCCGUCGGCAUCUACCCCACCGGCGCGCUCUUCAACCACGAGUGCUACCCCGCCGUCGCCAGGUACUUCGAAGGCACCAAACUGGUGCUGCGCGCAUCUCGGCCCCUGGAGCCGGGGGACGUGGUGUCGGAGAACUACGGCCCGCACUUCCUGGUGCGCGGGCUGCAGGAGCGGCGACGGGCGCUGGCCUCACGCUACUGGUUCCACUGCGACUGCCGCGCCUGCCGCGAGGACUGGCCAGCGCUCAAGCAGAUGGCCGCCGACGACCCGCCCUACCUGCGAUGUCUAAAUACUUCGUGCACCUGGAAAUUUAAAGCACACCUUAAGAGUUUACCCACUAAAUGCAGCAAGUGCUCCACUAACGUUGACAAAGAUUUGGUGAAAAUCAAUUUGGAAGCCGUUGAGGAAUGCAUCAGUUCGUUUCAGGAGGGCGCGCGGUUGAUGGAGGAAGAGCGCGGCGAGGAAGCGACGCGCGUGCUUUGCGCGGCGCUGGACCGCGCGCUCGGCUGCGCAGGCGCCGCGCCGCCUCUGCGCGCCGCGCAUGUUGCGCAGGAGGCGCUGCGCUCCUGCUUCGCCGCCGAUGGGAACGUGCACACAGUCACCGGCGACCGCGCACCGACCCCAGACACCACCCUCACCUAAACCCUUUACCCUACUUCCAUAUCACUGACAUUUUACAAAGUGAACUGCCGUCUGUGUGCAACCGACCUUUAUAUACUUCCAACUUGUUGUGGUUUUCCUUUUCAAUGUUGUUAAUAUUUAAUAAAACGCUUUAUUAUUG
Pectinophora gossypiella (pink bollworm) is the source of this 2537-nucleotide messenger RNA. RefSeq names its product SET and MYND domain-containing protein 4 (gene Smyd4-2). Gene Ontology annotation, molecular function: protein binding. The record is from RefSeq and is a predicted model, not a curated record. The transcript is spliced from 14 exons. The coding region runs from base 155 to 2398 and encodes 747 amino acids. Lineage: Eukaryota; Metazoa; Arthropoda; Insecta; Lepidoptera; Gelechiidae.